Molecule: messenger RNA, 213 nt
Organism: Saccharomyces kudriavzevii IFO 1802
Lineage: Eukaryota; Fungi; Ascomycota; Saccharomycetes; Saccharomycetales; Saccharomycetaceae
Gene: MRPL39
Product: mitochondrial 54S ribosomal protein bL33m
Exons: 1
Coding region: 1-213 (70 amino acids)
Biological process (GO): translation
Cellular component (GO): mitochondrion; ribosome
Molecular function (GO): structural constituent of ribosome
Source: RefSeq, a predicted model, not a curated record
AUGGUAAAAGUCAAGUCCAAGAAUAGUGUUAUCAAGUUAUUAUCUACAGCCGCGAGCGGUUAUUCUCGUUAUAUUUCGGUGAAGAAAGGUGCACCUUUAGUUACCCAAGUCAGAUAUGAUCCCGUAGUGAAACGUCAUGUGCUCUUCAAAGAAGCGAAGAAAAGGAAAGUGGCAGAAAGGAAACCUUUAGAUUUUUUACGAACAGCGAAGUGA